Messenger RNA from Malassezia sympodialis ATCC 42132, 471 nucleotides. RefSeq lists its product as uncharacterized. The coding region runs from base 1 to 471 and encodes 156 amino acids. Gene Ontology annotation, biological process: intracellular transport. NCBI's taxonomy places the organism in Eukaryota, Fungi, Basidiomycota, Malasseziomycetes, Malasseziales, Malasseziaceae. The transcript has 2 exons. The record is from RefSeq and is a predicted model, not a curated record.
AUGCUGCUGUUCAAGUUGACAAGGACUGGGCUGCUAGUAGCCACGAGAAAGUGCCUGAGAACCAAGAAAUUGUCGUUCGUAAAAAGGAAGUCCAAAGACCUGAUCUUGAAUUCUAACCGUGUGAAGCUCUAUUCGAUGGCUAAAGAUCAGUCAUGGAAGGAGCGCGGAACAGGCUCACUAAAACUGAACUACCAGGAGAGCAGUGAAGCUGCCCGACUAGGUGCGCUGUCAUGUACUGACAUCUUAGUCAUGCGCUCCGAAGGCGUUCUCAAAUUGAUUCUCAACGUGAAGCUAUUUGCGGGAAUGCAGUGUGAUUUGGAACAAGAACGAUUUUUGCGCCUCGUUGCAAUGGAAUCUGAGGGUCUUACACACUUUGCUAUCAAAUUCGCAAAUGCCACAGAAGCUAGCACAUUUUUGAAGCAGUUGCGGAUGCAUAUUCCUCGUGAAGCUCAUUCUCGUCGUGACGAAUAG